UUUGGCGUCGCGUUACGACUGACGUCUAGAAAUACCGAAUACGUGAUAAUAGUGAUAUAAUAAUAGUUUUUAUAUAUUAUCAUUACUAUUGCGUUUUUUUUUUCUGAUUAGAAUACUAAUAGCAUAAAUAACAAUAAAAACCGAGGAGGCGGUAACAUACUUUAAAAAUAGUGACGACCUUAAUAAGUGCAUGCGAGGGCAUUGCCGUUGCCGCCUUGGUCACCGGUGCCAAAAAAGUAAAUUACAAAUAAAAGAAAUCUGCUUUGGCGAUUAUCGCCGGGCGUGCGGCGACAACGGUUCAGACUGGUGGCGAAAACUCGAAAAAUCAAAAACCAGUAAACCCUUUAGGGCUACACGCUAGUAGUAUCGUCCGAAAGCGUUGUCAAUACACUGCCUUUUGUUCUCGGAGCUGCUCUCUUUCUCAGUUCGACCAUUUAUUGACCUAACCCGUGAAAAUGUGCGACCAAAAGCUACCAACCAUAUGGAUUUUGGGAGGACCGGGCAGUGGAAAAGGAACUUUGUGUGACAGAAUUGUUGCUAAAUACGGAUUUACGCAUAUCUCCACCGGGGAUCUGCUCAGGGACGAAGUGAACACAGGAUCGGCUCGCGGACAGGAACUAGUGAAAAUCAUGAAAGAAGGAGCUCUAGUGCCUACCAGCGUUGUUAUGGAGUUGCUUAAAGAAAAAAUCGCUAGCAAAUUAGAGUCUUCAAAAGGAUUCUUGAUCGACGGUUACCCGCGGGAAAAGCAACAAGGAGAAGAAUUCGAAAAAACCAUUGGACCGGUGGACAUGGUGUUAUAUUUGAAGUCGGAUGACGAUACGAUGGUGGCAAGACUUUUGAAGCGGGCAGAGACCAGCGGACGGUCGGACGACAACUUGGAGACAAUAAAAAAGCGGUUGGAAACGUUCCACGCCAAUAACGAUCCCAUCAUCGAGGCAUACCAAUCCAAGACUGUCAUCAUAUCGGCACAGCAGACGGCCGAAGCAGUAUUUGCAGAGGCUGAAACGUAUCUAGAUAGUCUCCAAUAAACAGUUUAAGAAAAGAAAAGAAAAACAAUAAAUCGCCAGAACAAUAGGCAAUCGUCGUGCUCAAAACACAAGUCAUUAGGUACACCGUGCGCAGAAAUCAACAUAAUAUAUUUAUUUAAAUAAUAAUAAAGUAAUCACAAAUUCAUUUAGUCCCAAGCCAUACAUUAAUUUAUGCCAAUAAAAAUAAAAUAAUAAUGUACCGAAUGCGGACUCGGAGACAAUCUAGAUUAUAUAAUAAUUGUAUAACCUAGUCAAUCACAAAACAUUAAACUUUAUUAAUUUAUUUUAUUUAAGCAAUAAUACGGAAUACCUGCCUGCAAUUUAUUUAUUCAGCAAAACAGAACAUAUUUUAUAAGCUAUAGAUAAUUUUGAUUUACUAGAGUCGGGUUGCAUGAAACUGGUCAUUAAAUUUAUUUAGUGACAAGAUUUCUUGACGUCGAGCUUUGAUUCAUCAUUUAACUAUCUAUAUGUUUAUGAUAUUACUUAUUAUUGUUAAAUUCCUAUUAGCUAGUAAAUUAUUAAGUCAAAAACCAUGACAUUUGUUGUUUAUUU
Adelges cooleyi (spruce gall adelgid) is the source of this 1580-nucleotide messenger RNA. It is a transcript of the gene Ak1, whose product is annotated as adenylate kinase isoenzyme 1. The transcript is spliced from 5 exons. Lineage: Eukaryota; Metazoa; Arthropoda; Insecta; Hemiptera; Adelgidae. Gene Ontology annotation, cellular component: cytoplasm; cytosol. The coding region runs from base 456 to 1028 and encodes 190 amino acids. Gene Ontology annotation, biological process: nucleoside triphosphate biosynthetic process. Gene Ontology annotation, molecular function: AMP kinase activity; ATP binding. The record is from RefSeq and is a predicted model, not a curated record.